Miscanthus lutarioriparius is the source of this 675-nucleotide messenger RNA. The record is from the annotation of a GenBank genome assembly. Lineage: Eukaryota; Viridiplantae; Streptophyta; Magnoliopsida; Poales; Poaceae.
AUGACGACAAGCGGCACUAGCGGUGGUGGGAAGCUUCCUCGACAAACGCAACCCACUCUAGCGGUGGUGGGAAGCUUCGACCUCUCACAAAGCUUACUCUACUUCCUCACGACAAGGGCAAUGACGCGCACAACAACCCACUCAGCGAUUGGGGUGCACUUUGGUGGGUCCCUCUCUUCGGACAUCAUGAUUGGCAUGGAGCCGAGGGACAAGGUAACUGAGUAUGUGAAAGAGAGGAUUUUAGCUCUAAGAGCGGCAAACCCAGGGCAGUAUGACAACAUAUCUGUUGUCCGCACGAACUCUAUGAAAUAUAUUCCAAAUUACUUCAGGAAGGCUCAGCUCACCAAGAUGUUCUUCCUGUUCCCUGAUCCUCACUUCAAGGAGAAGAACCACCGAAGGAGGGUUAUCAGCAUGCAGUUGUUAGAUGAGUAUGCUUAUGUGAUGAAAGUGGGCGGAAUCAUAUAUACCAUCACUGAUGUCGAGGAACUUGGAGAGUGGAUGCGAUCGUGUCUAGAGAAACACCCAUUAUUUGAAACUGUCAUUGAAGAAGAGAUUAAAGCUGACCCAGUUUUCAAAUUGCUGUCUACUGCCACUGAAGAAAGCCAGAAGGUCGCCAGAAAUGGAGGACAAACUUUCCAUGCCAUCUUCAGGCGGAUCUCCUUACAAGAAGAAUAA